AUGAGCCCGCGCUCCCUCCCCUCGCCGAACCCACUGACAGAGAGUGAUGGAAGUUCAACGCCACCGCCAGUGACAAAGUCACCAGCAACAACUUUGGCGUAUACCGUCACAAGUUACACAAGUCACACAAGUCAUACAACGUAUUCGGUCUUCAAAUGUGACCCUCAAACACUUAGUAAAGAGGGUUCAUUUCAUUCCCCUAACUUCCCGUAUAAAUAUCCUGCAAGAGCCAAUUGUCAAUGGACAAUCCAGAUUCCGGAAAACUUGUCAGAGAAAUACCACUUCAUCAAACUGCAGUUUCAAGCGUUUAGGGUGGAGUACCAUACGUCUUGUGGUUUCGACAGUGUUAAAGUCUAUGACAACGCAGGGUCUAAUAAGACACUUUUGGGAUCGUUCUGUGGCUUUGACAUUCCUCCACCGUUGCAAUCCACCACUUCCAAAAUGACUGUCGUAUUUACCAGUGAUUACGUCAUGCAAUUUGAAGGCUUCAAUGUAACUGUUGAGUUUACGAACACCAAGGUGCCUGCGAGUAUAAUGUUUAUCAGCGAAUCACAGUCGGUACCUAUUGGUGCAGACGUAAAACUAAACUGUUGGUCAAAAGGCGUCCCUGCUGCUGAUGUUACUUGGAAACGAAAUGGAAAAGUGUUGGUUAAAGGUUCAAGAACUGCAGCUUUAGAGCUAAAAAACGUUUCACAACUUGAUGAGGGUGUGUACACUUGUAAAGCCAACAACUCACAGAACGACACUGAUGUUGCAACGGCCAACGUUGAUGUUGCAGAGUGUCCAAAGUCUUGUAGAUGCGUCUCUGAAACUGGUGUAUUUAAAGUGGAUUGUAAAUCUUCAAAUUUAAGCUCUGUUCCGCAAGAAAUUCCGGCAGGUGUGACGGAAAUUGGUCUUACAGAUAACGUGAUAGAGGCUCUACAGACUUCAGCAUUUGCAUCCUUGAAGCUCGUUAAAAAACUGUAUUUAUCAAAGAAUCGAAUUACUCUGCUGAAAAACGGAACUUUUCGGGAUAACUCCAACUUGGAAGAAUUAUUCCUAGCCAGGAAUGAGAUCGCUGCAUUGGAAGACGGAUCAUUUUCCGGACUUGAAAGUUCUCUUGUUAUUUUGUUUCUGUCAAACAACUAUAUCGCGUCUUUGUCCAGCGGCGUGCUCGGUAAACUGACGUCCCUUAAAUAUCUAUUUCUAAGUGAUAACAAAAUUACGAGUGUGGAUUCAGGGACCUUCAAGAGCCUUUCUUCGCUUAUGCUGAUGUAA
Pocillopora verrucosa is the source of this 1257-nucleotide messenger RNA. NCBI's taxonomy places the organism in Eukaryota, Metazoa, Cnidaria, Anthozoa, Scleractinia, Pocilloporidae. The record is from RefSeq and is a predicted model, not a curated record.